AUGUCUACGGAACCCGUGAACGAAUACACAACCCGAGCAUGGCUCGUAAUUUUCGGCGCAUUUACAUGUCUCUUCUGCACAGUGGGGUUUUUGAAUUCUUUCGGCGUGUUUGAAGAUUACUAUGCGACAGCCCAACUAGCCCAUGAAUCGCAGUCAACGAUUGGAUGGCUCGGAGCCAUGGCCAUUUUCUUCCUUUUCUUAAUUUCGACAGUCGCCGGUGCGAUGCUCGACAUUUUCGGGCCGAAGCUCAUGAUAUGGACAGGAUCGGUCGGGACGGUGUUCGCUAUCAUGAUGACCUCGCUCUGCACGGAGUUCUACCAGUUUCUGCUCGCACAGGGUAUUCUUCUCGGAAUUUCUAUGGCCUUGGCUACGUGGCCAGCACUCGCGCUUGUCGGACAGUACAUCAAGAAGAAGCGGGCUGCGGCGAUGGGCAUCGUGCUCGCAGGAUCGUCGCUUGGUGGGAUUAUCUGGCCGGUUGCGAUCGAUCAAUUGCUUAAACACAAAGAUAUUGGAUUUCCUUGGACGAUGCGGAUCGUGGGAUUCAUUAUGAUUCCGUUGUUUGCCUUCUCAUGCGUUGUGUGCAAAUCACCCCCGAAGAUUCAGGUUCCCAUGGACUGUGAUCCGGAGAGAGAAACAACAGGCAAAGAUAUGAGUGGCGAGCCUACCCCAGAGAAGAAGGUUGAUCACAAGAAAGAGGCAAUCGUACUCUUCCGACAGCCAUCCAUGCAACUGCUAUGUCUUGCCAUGUUCAUCACAUACUUUGGCAUGUUCGCUCCUUUUUUUAUACGACUUGAGAAGGGAUUUUCGACGACAUUAGCAUUCUACACCGUCUCUAUCGUCAAUGGAGCCUCGUUUUUUGGCCGCAUCAUUCCUGGAAUACUAGCUGACAAGUUUGGGCGAUUCAAUUGCUGCAUUGUGUCCACCUUGUCGGCAGGGGUAAUUGCUUUCUGUUGGACGAGUGUGGACUCCAUCGCUGGGUUGGUGAUUUGGUGUGCUGCUUAUGGUUUCGCAUCGGGAGGCAUUCUGUCGCUCCAGCAAGCUUGUGCCGCGCAGGUGGCUACACCUUCUACAUUUGGUCUCGCUAUCGGUGGUGUAGCUGGGUCUACCGCGUUUUCUGCCAUGGCCAAUGUUCCAAUCAGCGGCGCCCUGGUUGAAAAGUACGGAUAUUUGUCUUUGUCUAUAUUUUCCGGCGUAGCACUGCUCCUGGGCGGUACCCUACUCAUCUUUGCUCGCUUGGCACAAAACAGAAAGCUCUAUGCAAUCACUUAG
This is a messenger RNA of Penicillium longicatenatum, 1269 nucleotides long. RefSeq names its product putative MFS monocarboxylate transporter. Bases 1 to 1269 code for a protein of 422 amino acids. Gene Ontology annotation, biological process: transmembrane transport. The record is from RefSeq and is a predicted model, not a curated record. The transcript is spliced from 6 exons. Gene Ontology annotation, molecular function: transmembrane transporter activity. NCBI's taxonomy places the organism in Eukaryota, Fungi, Ascomycota, Eurotiomycetes, Eurotiales, Aspergillaceae. Gene Ontology annotation, cellular component: fungal-type vacuole membrane.